Messenger RNA from Synchiropus splendidus (mandarinfish), 4243 nucleotides. RefSeq names its product cysteine-serine-rich nuclear protein 2 (gene csrnp2). NCBI's taxonomy places the organism in Eukaryota, Metazoa, Chordata, Actinopteri, Syngnathiformes, Callionymidae. The record is from RefSeq and is a predicted model, not a curated record. Gene Ontology annotation, molecular function: DNA-binding transcription factor activity, RNA polymerase II-specific; sequence-specific DNA binding. Gene Ontology annotation, biological process: regulation of transcription by RNA polymerase II. The coding region runs from base 461 to 2692 and encodes 743 amino acids. Gene Ontology annotation, cellular component: nucleus. The transcript has 6 exons.
CCACGUUUGUGACGUCACAAUGACUCCCUGUGCGUCCGAAGGGAGGAAUUUCUUCCUCCAUUGUUACUGAAACAGGAGUCCGCGACCGAAAACACGCUAAAUUCUCAGUCACCGAUUAAUGUCUGAGAGAAGCGGCAGAAGGUGUUCGAGUCCAGUGGACGGAACCAGGCGCGUCGCCCCACUGCCGCUGCAGCUGUGAAGAAAUGACGGAAUAGGGACGGGGAUUUAAACUGACGCAGAAUUCUGCGGCAUUCUGUAAAAUAUCCACGACCCGGACCAAGAACCACUUCGGUGACGAUAGAGGAACCUGCCGGAUCUUCAGGUUUGAUGCCCAGCGUGCCCUUCACCCAGUGCGGCGUUCAUCAGUUGCCUUCAUCUCCCGCUGACUUCAUCCUGCUGCCUCUCGAGGGGGACGAGGAGCAGAGGGGGCGGGGCUGUGCAGCCGGUCUCUGGUGUUUCCAUGGAGACGACUUCGUCCAUCAGCCUCAAACGACGACACGAUGAGGUGGACGAUGGCUCGCCGUUCUUGGACGACGACAUCUCCAGCAGCGACAGCGGCGACAGCUGCGACAGCGUCAACCCACCGACCACCGCCACCCUCACGCCGACCUCCAUCCUGCGGCACCAGAAGCCGGUGGUCUCGGCGGGAGCCAAGCGCGUGCGCUUCGAUGCGGUGACGGUGUUUUAUUUCCCGCGGCGACAGGGCUUCACCAGCGUGCCCAGCCAGGGCGGCAGCUCGCUGGGGAUGGCUCGCCACCACUCGUCCAUUCGCCGCUACACACUGGGAGAGUUCGCCCGCGAGCAGGAGAGCAGCCGGCGCCUGACGCUGAGGCAGCACCUGCGGCAGGAGAAGCUGCGCGCACGCAAGAUGAAGCUGACCCGGAACGGCACGGUGACGUGCGAGCAGGCCGAGCUUCUGACUGUGGACGACGUCUCGGACGAGGACCUGGAUGUGGACAGCGUGGAGGUGGACGACUGCUUCUUUCUACAGCCGCUGCCCACCAAACGCCGGCGCGCCCUGCUGCGAGCGUCCGGGAUUGCACGCAUAGACGCUCGAGAGAAGACGGAGCUGCGCGCCAUCCGACUGUCCAGGGAGGAGUGUGGCUGCGACUGUCGCCUGUACUGCGACCCGCGGCGCUGUGGCUGCAGUCAGGCGGGCAUCAAGUGUCAGGUGGACCGAAUGUCCUUCCCAUGUGGCUGCUCCCGAGACGGCUGUGGAAACGCUGCCGGGCGGAUCGAGUUCAAUCCUCUCCGGGUCAGAACUCACUACCUGCACACCAUCAUGAAGCUGGACCUGGAGAAGAGGAGACCGCUUGAGCCGGAGGACCACUACCCAGACCCGGACCCUGUCCCCUCCUCGGCCGCUUGUCCGGCGGUCCUGCAGCUUGAGGCAGCCCAGACGGUGGUGGAGGUCCAGCACCUGUUGGAGCACGAAAACGAGGUGGCGGUGAUGCACCUGCAGAGUGUGGAGGAGCAGGAGCGGCGCGUGAGGGAGGGAGGGGAACCGCCGCACUGCCUGCUGCCCGCUGUGCUGGAGGGGGAGGAGACCCUCUUACAGGGGCCCUUCCCUCCAGGAGCCACUGUGCUGUGCAUCACUGACAACCAGGAGGAGGCGCCAUCUCACCUCCUUAAAGACUCGCUGAUGUACUACCAACUCAGCCCAGUGGAGGGGGAACCCAUGGAGGAGGGGGACGUGAGGAAGACUGCAGAAGAAGAGGAGGUGAAAGGGAUCCAGCAGGAUGAGGUGAGGGAGGCCCCGGGGCCAGAUGAGUUGGAGGAGACUCCUGUGGUGACUGUAGAGACCCUAGAGGUGGAGGACACCACUGAGACCGCUGAGGUGGUGGAGGAGACUGAGAAGGCGCUAGAAGAAAACGGGGAGACUCCUGAGAGGGUGGAGGAGACCCAAGGGGUUAGAGGGGAGACUCCUGAGAGGGUGGAGGAGGCCAUAGAGGUGAGAGAGGAGAUGGUGGAGGAGACCCGAGAGGUUAGAGGAGAGACUCCUGAGAUGGUGGAAGAGAUCAGAGAGGUUAGAGGAGAGACUCCUGAGAUGGUGGAAGAGACCCGAGAGGUUAGAGGAGAGACUCCUGAGACGGUGGAGGAGACCAGAGAGGUCAGAGGGGAGAUGGUGGAGGAGACCCAAGAGGUUAGAGGACAGACUCCUGAGAUGGUGGAAGAGACCCGAGAGAUUAGAGGAGAGACUCCUGAGACGGUGGAGGAGACCAGAGAGGUCAGAGGGGAGAUGGUGGAGGAGACCCAAGAGGUUAGAGGAGAGACUCCUGAGACGGUGGAGGAGACCCAAGAGGUUAGAGGAGAGACUCCUGAGACGGUGGAGGAGACCAGAGAGGUCAGAGGGGAGAUGGAGGAGGAGACCCAAGAGGUUAGAGGAGAGACUCCUGAGACGGUGGAGGAGACCAGAGAGGUCAGAGGGGAGAUGGAGGAGGACACCCAAGAGGUUAGAGGAGAGACUCCUGAGACGGUGGGCCAGACUGCAAAAGUAGGGCAGGAGACCCCAGAGGUGAUGGGUGAAACCUCCGCUGCGGUCCUGGGAGCUGAAGAGGAGCUCGCAGUGGCUAGAAGCAAAUCUGAAGUCCAACUUGAAGAAAUUGCUGAGUCGGUGGCUCAGCACUGUGAUGACAUCAUCAGUGUGGCUGUGCCUAUGAGCCUGCAGGACCAGCGCCCCCUGGAGGCCUAAUCAUUUUGCACAAAUCGGCGUUGUCCGAGAAAAAGCGGGCUCAGAGACGUGGUCGUAAUGACGUCAUGCGCCCCGAAAAAAGCUUCAAAGUUUACAUGUCAGAGUGACAAAAAAUGCACGCUUUUUUUCACAAACUCUAAAAAGCUGAGCAUUAUGAAACACUGAUACUGAAAUACUUUUUAAAAAGAAAUAUAGUCUAAAAAAGAUAUACUUUAUUGUGCGCCAUGAUUUGAUAUGUGAAACGUAUCAAGCUUUUAGUUCUCAUGUUUCCAUCGGCCUUGAGGCUUUUUUCGAGGCGCUGCAGAAGGUCAACUGAAGGUCACUCACCAAGACUUUUGGGCCUUGAGAGGAGAGCCUGAAGAACCUUUUCAUUUCUGUGGAUCAUAAAAAAAAAAAGUAAUGAGCCUUUAAAACGACUGACGUGAACAUUGCUGACAAAUAAUCCUGGAAAUACUUGUUACCUGUGUACUGUAACAUCCAUGCCGCUGCUGCUCACCGUGACGUCCAGCAGCAGACGCCUUGUGUUUAGCUGUGUGUAUGUGUGUGUAUGUGUGUCUGCGGUAUUUGGGUCCAGAGGGUUUUAUACUAGCAAGGACGAUUUUCUAACAGGGAUCAUUUCGCCUUUUUCAAACGGAAACUCGCUGAUCACGUCCCCGUCAUGUGACCAAAGAUAAACAGCUUUCAGACUUGUUUCUGGAUUCAGACCGUAGCUGGCCAUCCGCACUUCCAGCUGUCUGCUCUGGGUUAUUUCUCCUGUUUUUUUUCACUGCUGUUUGUGUUUUUUACUUCAAACUAAACUUAUUUUUUUAUUUCUUUGUUUUCUCAUUCACAUUGUUCCUUUUUUAAUUUUCAAUCUACACGAAUCAUGAGAUAUUGGCAAGCAAUUGUUAGCUCUGGUCCAGCAUCUUCUAUUUUCUCGCUUUUCUUUAAUACUUGUUCAUUUUAAUGCCUUUCUACGCUUCUCUUGAUCUUUCUUAAUGUUGCCUUGACAGAGAUUUUCAUAAUCUCAUUCAAAGUUUUAUCGGCCUUCCUGUCUGUCUUCUAAUUCUCUGCUGCCUUUUAUUGUGACUUCUAUUUCUUCACUUCCAUGUGUGCAGUUGACUUGAAGGGGUAAAUGAGGGCAUUGCACUCUCAUCCAGAGUCGGAUGCUGAUUCCUAACACGACUGAAUAGCUGAGGUUUGAAAAUAUCGGAAUGAUCCAUCAAGGUGCUGAAGCUAGAGAUUGUCUGCAGCUGCGUUUGUCAUUAAUAUUUAAUUUUCUACCUUUUAAAUGUUGUUUUUUUUUUUUACAUCGAAGCGAAACGUGACGUCCAUCUUUGGCUUCGUCUCCAGACACUUUUGUUUCAAAUGUUUCAUGUAUUUGCACCAAAUCAGCUGGUUUGUGGUCACGUGAUGCGCCUGUGAAGUGGUGAAGAUGAAGGUGUGAGACGCUGCAGUGAAACUAUGUUUGAGUGAGGACAACUUUACUGUUGCAGCCGAAGAUACUUUUUUUAUCCUAAAUUAACAAAAUAAAAGAUGAUAAAAAAAAAAGCUCUGAGGUCUUUUGUCAUC